AUGCGCUUCGCUCCUUUCCUCCUGCUGGCCUCCCUGGCUACAGCCAGUCCACUCCUUGACACCAAUACUGAGGUGACUGAUAUCGACGUCGUUACCAGCCUCAAGGAUCUGAAACCCGUUGCUGAGCUCGUCAACGACUCCAACGUUCUCGAAGCCCGCGGCUCAACCCCCUGGCACAACUGCAAGUGCUUCAAUGGAUACAUCACCGACGAGAAUUACUCCGGCGUCUACGAGAAAACUCUCGCUUACGAAGGCAACUGGUACUGGGGGAUCCCAGAUGUUCCUCAGGGCUAUGGAGUGUACUUCGAGGGUCCCUCCAAGUACUUCCUCACCGUCGAGGUGGUGGGCAAGAACUCGCAGCUCUUGACCAAGAAUCGCGUCGGGAACAUUAUCCACCAGCUCAAGGUCGCUCGAGGCGAUAAGCAAUGCGGAACCAAGCCUGUUGUUUGCUGGACCAAGGGCGAGAAUGAAAUCAAGGCCUAUGUUAAGGAAUUCUAA
This is a messenger RNA of Aspergillus nidulans FGSC A4, 498 nucleotides long. RefSeq lists its product as uncharacterized. NCBI's taxonomy places the organism in Eukaryota, Fungi, Ascomycota, Eurotiomycetes, Eurotiales, Aspergillaceae. Bases 1 to 498 code for a protein of 165 amino acids. The transcript has a single exon. The record is from RefSeq and is a predicted model, not a curated record.